Prorocentrum cordatum is the source of this 255-nucleotide messenger RNA. The record is from the annotation of a GenBank genome assembly. Lineage: Eukaryota; Dinophyceae; Prorocentrales; Prorocentraceae.
AUGGCGCUGGACAGCCUGUUGGUCUUCUUCUGGUGGCUGCAGGGGCGGAUCCCUGCGAGCUCCGUCCACGCCGGGCUGCUCAGGGUCGGCUUCGGCAGGCACGCCGGCCUCACCUACCAGCAGGCGCGGAGCCAGGAGCCCGCGUUCUGCAGGUGGCAUCUGGAGCAGGCGGCGCGAACGCCGGCCGAAGAGAAGUUCGCCCAGUGGCUGAGCGGCCAACGGAUAAUCUGCAGAAUGAGUUCGUCCAGUUCCUGA